UUUCCGGAUAGGUGUCGGGAAGAUACCGGAAAACAAAUAUCAGUGUCAAUGUUUGGUUCAGCACCCUGCAUACUGGAUAUAAGACACGAAUUUCAUUCAAUCUCAGUAGGAGGAGGGCUGUUUAUUGUAGGCGUGGCAAGGGGAGUGGCCGACCUUCAURCUGAGAGGUCACGGAGGAGGAGCCCCAUGGAUGAGGGUCAGUGUGAGAGGGCGGGACCAGUGGUGUCAGAGGGUCAGGAGGGCGGGGUCGACCUCCACUACAACCAAUCAGACCCAUCGGAACCAAUUCAGGUCUCCGCCCACCAAAACCAGAACUUGACACAGACUCAACUAGAUGAUGGUCAAAGGGUUGGAUGUGACUCCAUCGAACAAGACUCUUUAAACGGCAAUAGGGAUGAAGAGGAGGAGGAAGAUGAUGAUGUGAUAGUGGAAGAAGAGAAGGACAGCGUGACAGCAUCCGACACUCCUAUGACUGACUCCUCCUUCUCAGACACAGGCAGUUUGGUAGAGCUCCACCCCUCUGUGUCUCCAGAGACUACAUGUCCCAUCAGCCCCGUAGCAGGUAGUCCAGACGAACCCUCCUACAGUAACCCUGAAGGGAAGACGCACACCUCCACCACAGAACCUACCACCUCCACCACAGAACCUACCACCUCCACCACAGAACCAACCACCUCCAUCACAGAGCCUACAGGACCCACCUCCACCACAGAACCUACCACCUCCAUCACAGAGCCUAGCACUACCCUCCUAGCCUCCCUACAGGAGCUAGGGGAACAUAAAGAUCACUCCCACCUUCCUCAGUCCCUCCAUCAGAUAGCUGAGGCCUUUGUCCUCCAGGAAGAUUAUGAGCGAGCAGUGUGCUGUGUUCAGCUGGAGAGACUCUACCACCAGAGACGACUACACAACCUGACAACACUGCAGGAACAGUGGGAGAGGAGGUGUAGGUCAGACGGUCAGGGAGAGAGGAACAGUAACACCAACCUGGCUGCACAGCAACUGGACAGACUCGCAUACAUCUGCAAAACACACCAACGACCCAGUCCUGGAACAGAGAAGUGUGAGGCUGUGGACUCUGUCUCUGUGCGUGUUGAAGAUAAAUGUCCUUCACGCAGCUCAGUUGGGUGUGCAUCAGCGAUGGAGGAGGACCAUAGAGUAACAGACUCCACCCUCUCCCAGAGCAUCUACCCAAUCAAAUCAGCUGCAGCCCUGAUGAACAGCCUUUGCUUUAAUGACUUUGCAGCUCUGGACGUGGCACAGAACAGCAGAGACUCCAAGAGGAUUGAGGGUUUCCAUAGAGACCGUCUUAUUGACGGCUCCCUUGCCAAAGGGGAGGAAAGGGAGGGCAGGGCUGAGUUCACAGGCGCUCAGAGCGAAGGAACAGGACAGCAGACGGAGAGAGAGAUGGAACACACCACUCAGGAGGGAUACGCUGGGCCUGACCCUCCUACGGAUGGGGAAAUUAGCCGAUCCAAGCCUGAGGAGCGGCUGGGAGGAGAGGAAGAACAGGAGGAGGUGGAAGAAGCAGAGGAGGAGAAGGAUAGUGACGUGUGUUUUAAAGCUCUAGAGGAGAUCUCAGUCUUGGCAGUGAAGGAGCAGCUCACACUGGAGGAGGUGCAGCAGGAGGAGAACCAGAUUGAGGAGCUGUGCGAGGAGUAUGUUCAGGAAGAAGACGUGUUUGUUGUGGAGAUUAUCAGAGAUGGAGCUGCGUCUCUCGACGGCCUGGCCAAACUCAUCACAGUGGAGAUGACCCCUGCCCCUAGCCUGGUGUCCAUCCUGAAGAAGAGGAGGGGGAGUGUGUGUGUGGAGAAUGUGUGUGUUGCUCCCUCCUCGGCCCMGCACAAACACCCUGCUAAGCGCAGGGUCCGCUUCAAAGUACCUGAUGACGGCUUUGACCAGGACCAGGUGGGAGGAGACUCGUGCCUGCUCCUCUUCCUGCUCUGCCUGGUCACCGUGGUGAUCAGCCUGGGAGGCACUGCCGUCUACUGUGCUCUGGGCAACGCCCACUCCACCGUCUGCACYGACUUUUCUCGGAACGCGGACUUCUACCUCGCACAGCUGCAUCGUGGAAUGAAUCAGCUCCGACACUGGCUGACCCCUGGGUUUUAGCUGACCCCCAAGGAGGAGAGAAGAAGGGAGAAGGAGAGGAACGAGAAUCCCUUGUUUUGCAAGGUGGAUACUCUCCUUUCUCCAACUUGGACAGGAUUUCUCUCCAUGUCCUCCCGUUUUCCUAUCUCUCUCUCCGUCUUCACUGGCUGGCCAGUUAAUGUGUGUGAUGGGAGAGCKAGUGAUGGAAGGUGUAUGUGGUACWAGUAGCCUGCAACCACACUAACAGCAGCCUAAGACAUCUGCAGCGCUGCCUAGUAGGACUAGUAGGACUGACAUAGGACCUGUAAUAUACUGGACUACCUAUAGAUUUGAACUAUACACUACUGGACAUAGACCGACUCUGUUUCAGCCCAGAGGAAGGGAUAGACUAGGCUAGACUCAUUACCACUUACCUUGGAUCCGCUCACUACCAUAUGCAGACGUCUGGAUCCUUCAGGCAUGGACAAGACCGCUCACAUGCGCAAACAAGAAGCGGCCGGUCAGCCUUUUUAAGAAACCGCUGCCGCUCUUUGUUUAUGGACUCCAUUUUGAAUCUCAACURCACUUCGAAUGUGAACAAUUCUGCUGUGGUCAGAAACAUUAAAUAAUGUCUUAAAAAUAUUAUAUUAAUGAAAGUUUUGUUUUAAUGAAACAGAUUUGACUUUUCUUUAUGUUCCUCACUGUUGAAGAUUCUUACGGAGUAUGUCAGGGUGUUUCUUUGKGCUGAAGUUAGAAGUUGCCCCUAACCACAGAUCUGAGAUCAAAUCUUAAYCUUAUCCUCAACCAAAAGGGGGAGGAAAUGUCUGACUCUGUAUCAGUAGUAAGGGCCAACUUCUACAACUUSUGUUUGAGGGUGUCUGGGAWUAUUGGGUUGUUUUGGGGUACAGAUUGUAGCGUUGGCCCUUGAUGGCCCUCAAUGACCAUAUAUGCAACAUGGACAAGAAAGCAAUACGUCUGUAAUCGUGUUCAAGAAUGUUUAGCGCCCUAAGGGUCAGGUCGGUACUAGAAGARGAAUAUCUGUUCAGCUGAGAAUUGUCUUUGCUCAGGCAUGUGUAUAUUUAUCUUUAUUGUAAAAUAAUUAUGGGCAUGAUCAGUAUUACACCGAGUGCAUUACCUCCUGCGAUCAAUGGACUUGAUUGAUUUUUACUUAUUAUAAUUUUUGUGCUCAUUAUUUCUUUUAUUUCAGGCUUUUUAUUAGUCUAUUUAAUCUGUGAUCUAUUUUAUUGUUUGUGUCAGUCGGCGGUAUGUUUUAGUUUCGUCUGGAGUUCAGUAGACGUGUCACAGUGGCUCCUAUGAUAAUGUAAUGAUGAUGUAGUAGGCUGGGCAGUGACUCUUAUGGUGCAUCCCAACAGUCUAAAGUGUUUUCCUCUUCUUGUCUCCUCUCUUUCAUCUCCUCUUAUCUGAAAACACAAGACAGGUGAAACCAACAGCAAAAUAUCACCCUAUUCAGAACUGUUUUCAAAUGGACAAUAUAGAUAUGCAAUAUGCUUUCGUCUUUCAAGGUUCUUUCAGAGGGGGGAAGGAGAAGAGAUGAGGAGAGGAAGCCACAGUAGAGUAUUGAGAUGCAGCCUUGGUUUUAAAAUGAUUUUCACGUGUCUGGCUGGUCCAGAUGACUCUGUCUUACUGUUUGGAUCUGAAGUAUUUAUAUCAUAUCUGCACAACGUGGGGGGAGAGAAAAAAAAUGACCAAAGCAUGUGCUUUUCUGUUGUUUUUCUCGUUUUGGCUUGAUGUGGUUAUYGUUGGUUGUUAUUUUCCCUUGUUUUGUUCUUGAAGACUAUGUUUUGAAAAAGAGGAGUCUCUUUCCAAGACUCACCAGUUAAAGAAUGCCAGUUGGAAAAGUCAGAACAGAAGCGGGACAGAACAUUUUGUCUCCGUUUUCAACUUUUGAUCUGUGUAUGAUGACAUGUGAAGACGAUUAGCUAAUGUUUGUCAUUGUGGCUAAUGCUGCAUUCAGAACCAAGUGGGAAGGUGGAAAUUACCAGUGGUGARUUUGUAAUUGCGAGUUUGAUGCAUUCACUUGCUUUGAACUUGUUGAGAAACGCUGAUUGGCUUAAGGCAAACAAGCUGGGACAAACAAACUAAAAGUACAGCUAUCAUGCUURUAAACAAAUUAGAGUUCAAAAAUCAUAUUAAUACAUUGCUUUUUACAAAUAAUGUUUUGUUGCAUUUAACUACCGAAAAUGCUGUUAUCGAGAUAAUUUCCUUASUAGGUGACGUUGGAGUUGAGCAUGUGGGAGAAGUCGGCGCUCAGGGAUGAUAGUUUCUCACUAGUAAUUACAGGUUGGAGGGUCCGGUCGUAUAUGGUAAGCAUUUUGCUACACCCGCAAUAACAUCUGCUAAAUAUGUGUAUGUGACCAAUACAAUUGGAUUUGAUUUGAAUACCAUCUUCCCACUUAGUUAUGAACGCAGCAUCAAAUCUUUCUUUACAGUCUGUGAAGAAAACAAUGGGCAAGUUUGUUUUGCAUGGCCUGGUACCCCGGAUGGGUGGAGUUUGUUCAUUUGAACCAUUCCAUUGGCACUAAGAGAAAUCUCCAGCCACCUGGGGCACUGGGCAAUGCAAAACGAAACUCAUCCAUUGGUCAAGUUUGUUUUGUAUGGCCUUGUGCCCCGGGUGGGUGGUGUUUUCUCAUUUUAAACCAUUCCAUUGGUCCUUAAGUGAAAUCUCUAUCUACCCAGUGCACCGGGCUUUGCAAAACGAAUCACCAUUGAGAGGGAUGACUGUGGUGAGUACCUUUUAAACACCUGUUUCUCUCUGUUGAUUGGUUAAUAAACCUCACUGUGGGGACUGAUCUGACACAAUUGUA
Messenger RNA from Salvelinus sp. IW2-2015, 4892 nucleotides. RefSeq names its product consortin. Gene Ontology annotation, molecular function: connexin binding. Gene Ontology annotation, biological process: positive regulation of Golgi to plasma membrane protein transport. The coding region runs from base 49 to 2109 and encodes 686 amino acids. The record is from RefSeq and is a predicted model, not a curated record. Gene Ontology annotation, cellular component: trans-Golgi network; plasma membrane; transport vesicle. The transcript is spliced from 12 exons. NCBI's taxonomy places the organism in Eukaryota, Metazoa, Chordata, Actinopteri, Salmoniformes, Salmonidae.